AUGGAUGAUUCCCACCUCGCCAGGACAUGUCUUGGCGCGCUUAGAGACCUUACGCGGACACACAGACGUGGUCCGGUGGCUACGAGGUCCGGUGGCUACGGGGUCCGGUGGCUACGAGGUCCGGUGGCUACGGGGUCCGGUGGCUACGAGGUCCGGUGGCUACGAGGUCCGGUGGCUACGGGGUCCGGUGGCUACGGGAUCCGGUGGCUACGGGGUCCGGUGGCUACGGGGUCCGGUGGCUACGGGGUCCGGUGGCUACGAGGUCCGGUGGCUACGAGGUCCGGUGGCUACGGGGUUCUGUGGCUACGAGGUCCGGUGGCUACGGGGUCCGGUGGCUACGUGAUCCCGUGGCUACGGGGUCCGGUGGCUACGGGGUCCGGUGGCUACGGGGUCCGGUGGCUACGAGGUCCGGUGGCUACGAGGUCCGGUGGCUACGGGGUUCUGUGGCUACGAGGUCCGGUGGCUACGAGGUCCGGUGGCUACGGGGUCCGGUGGCUACGUGAUCCCGUGGCUACGAGGUCCGGUGGCUACGAGGUCCGGUGGCUACGGGGUUCUGUGGCUACGGGGUCCGGUGGCUACGGGGUCCGGUGGCUACGAGGUCCGGUGGCUACGAGGUCCGGUGGCUACGAGGUCCGGUGGCUACGGGGUCCGGUGGCUACGGGGUCCGGUGGCUACGGGGUCCGGUGGCUACGGGGUCCGGUGGCUACGGGGGCCGGUGGCUACGGGGGCCGGUGGCUACGGGGUCCGGUGGCUACGAGGUCCGGUGGCUACGGGGGCCGGUGGCUACGGGGUCCGGUGGCUACGGGGUCCGGUGGCUCCGGGGUCCGGUGGCUACGGGGUCCGGUGGCUACGGGGGCCGGUGGCUACGGGGUCCGGUGGCUACGGGGUCCGGUGGCUACGGGGUCCGGUGGCUACGGGGGCCGGUGGCUACGGGGUCCGGUGGCUACGGGGUCCGGUGGCUACGGGGGCCGGUGGCUCCGGGGUCCGGUGGCUACGGGAUCCGGUGGCUACGGGGUCCGGUGGCUACGGGGUCCGGUGGCUACGGGGGCCGGUGGCUCCGGGGUCCGGUGGCUACGGGAUCCGGUGGCUACGGGGUCCGGUGGCUACGGGGUCCGGUGGCUACGAGGUCCGGUGGCUACGGGGUCCGGUGGCUACGAGGUCCGGUGGCUACGGGGUCCGGUGGCUACGGGGUCCGGUGGCUCCGGGAUCCGUGGCACCCUACGCAAAUCGUAUUUUUUUCUGUCGGGCAACCAAGUACUUGGCGUGCAAUCUUGA
Molecule: messenger RNA, 1275 nt
Organism: Nematostella vectensis (starlet sea anemone)
Lineage: Eukaryota; Metazoa; Cnidaria; Anthozoa; Actiniaria; Edwardsiidae
Product: spidroin-1-like
Exons: 3
Coding region: 1-1275 (424 amino acids)
Source: RefSeq, a predicted model, not a curated record